AAACUCCCGGGACGGUACUUUACAUCCAAGCCUUUUCAGUCCCACCCGCUACUCUCCAUUCCAAACCCUAAUCAAAACCCUCACACCGCCGUCUACGGCGGAGCAAACCCUAACCUCCGUCUCCUUUCCUCCAACUCCAAACACACAAUGGCAUCAUCCACGGCGGAUUGCGACGUAUCCGACACUAGACCAUCUAUCACCGUCCUCAACAAACGCAUCCGUAACCUAAAAAAAAAACUCAACCGCAUAUCUCAGCUAGAAGACUCCAUCUCUCAAGGCAAAUCCUUAAAAAAUAAAGAACAAGAAGACCUCCUCAAAUCAAAACCGUCAAUCCUCUUCGCCGUUGACGAGCUCGAGAAGCUCCGGCAGCCGUUAACCGUCGCCGUCGAAGAAGAAAUCAGUUUAGCGAUCAAACACCGUCAAGUUGUUGCAGAGAACAAUGAGAACGAAUCUGACGGCGUUAGAGUAAGUAAAAGUAAAACCCUAGGUACCGAAAACGACGUCGUACCGACGGUUAUUGAGGAUUUGUUGAAAUUGAUUUAUUUCGGGAGUAUGUUUGAUGUGAAAGCGCAGAGUGAGUUUAAUUCGGUUAUGUUAACGAGGACUCACGAGAGGAAUUGUUGCUUGACUUAUGAUUAUGUUACGGAUGAUGAUAAUGCGGUUAUGUUAGGAGAAAGUGAUUUGGAUUUGAUUUCGGUUAUGAGUUCGUUGUUGAUUUCGAGACCGGUUGAUUCGAGUUUAUCGCAUGCGAAUGCGGUGCAGAGGUGUAUUGAACAUGCAAAGCUUUGGAUUGAGAAGUCUGAACAGGCCAUUGAUUUGAAUUCCAGUGUUACUUAUGCUGCAUUGAGAGAGAAGCUGGAUAAGAUUGUUGGUUCAGAUUUUUAUAAAAUAACGCCGGAGAUGAAAGCGCCUGCUGUUGUGGCUGCUGAAGCGGCUGGAAAUUACGCGUUCCAUGUUCCCGUGCCGGUGGAAAGCACGGUUACAGCACAUGAACAAAAGGAAGACCCUGCUACUGAUUUCCAAAGAAAUGAGACUCAUGAAGACCAAUCUAGUCCAGUUGAAGAUUCGCUCAAGCAUGAACAAGAAGCCGAAAACUCCCUAGAAAACGAAGUUCCAGUGGAGCAGGUCGAAACACCUGCAGGUGGUACAGAGUACAAAGAACAGUAUGUACCUAGAAGAUCCUACAACCAAAGAGGCAACGGCCGUAGCGGCGGUGGCGGUCGUGGUAGUGGUAGAGGUUACGGGAAUGGGCGUGGUGGUCGAAGUGGUGGCAGAGCAGGCCCCUACCAAAACGGACGUGAUCAAUACUUCGAACAACCAGGAAAUUAUUACCCAAGGAACAACUAUUAUGGCGGCAGAGGAAGAGGUGGCAGGGGUAAUCGCGGCGGUGGCGGCAGUAAUGGAUACAACCAUGCUUCCGGAGGUGAAGUUGCAGAGUCUUGAUCAUUGAUGGUUGUUUAGGCCUGGUUAUAUGGUUUUUUGGUUACUAAAUCUUGUUCGGUAAUUGGUGAAAAUUUUAUCUGUCGUUUCACAUGGAGUUAAAAUAUUCUAGACCCUUUUGCCUAAAAUUUGAAAAACAUUGUUAAAAUGUUUUUUAAA
This is a messenger RNA of Helianthus annuus (common sunflower), 1599 nucleotides long. RefSeq lists its product as uncharacterized. The coding region runs from base 148 to 1443 and encodes 431 amino acids. The transcript has 4 exons. The record is from RefSeq and is a predicted model, not a curated record. Lineage: Eukaryota; Viridiplantae; Streptophyta; Magnoliopsida; Asterales; Asteraceae.